Rhea pennata is the source of this 3061-nucleotide messenger RNA. It is a transcript of the gene MAFA, whose product is annotated as MAF bZIP transcription factor A. The transcript has a single exon. Gene Ontology annotation, cellular component: nucleus. Gene Ontology annotation, biological process: insulin secretion; response to glucose; regulation of transcription by RNA polymerase II. NCBI's taxonomy places the organism in Eukaryota, Metazoa, Chordata, Aves, Rheiformes, Rheidae. Gene Ontology annotation, molecular function: DNA-binding transcription factor activity, RNA polymerase II-specific; RNA polymerase II cis-regulatory region sequence-specific DNA binding. The record is from RefSeq and is a predicted model, not a curated record. The coding region runs from base 853 to 1725 and encodes 290 amino acids.
GAGCCGGCCCGGCGGAGCGGCAGAGCCGUGCUGGAGAGCGGCCGGCGCCGCGGGCUCCGCUUCCCGGCGGCGGAGGGGUGUGCGCGGCCCGGAGCCCCGGAGUCCACCCGCAGCUCAGAGCCAAGUCCCGGCGGAGAGUCUCGCAGCGGAGCCCCCGAGCCCGGCGAAGUCCCGGGGCAAAGUCCUCGGAGCCCGGCUGCGUCCCGGAGCCCGGUCCCGUCGGCGGCUCCCCGGAGCCCGGCUGCGUCCAGGCGUUCGGCUGCACCCCGGAGCAGAGCCCCGGAGCGAGGUCCCGUCGGCUGCACCCCGGAGACCGGCUGCGUCCCAGCACAAGGUCCCGUCGGCUGCACCCCGGAGCGGAGCCCCGGAGCGAGGUCCCGCCGGCUGCCACCGCAGAGCCCCGCUGCAACGCGAAGCAGAGCCCCGUCGGCUGCACCCCGGAUCCCGGCUGCGUCCCACCGGAAGGUCCCGUCGGCUGCACCGCGGAGCCCCGGCACAAGGUCCCCUUGGCGGCUCCCGGAGCCCGGCUAAACCUCGGAGCGGGGCCCCGUCGGCUGCACCGCGGAGACCCGGCACAAGGUCCCCUUGGCGGCUCCCGGAGCCCGGCUAAACCCCGGAGCGGGGCCCCGUCGGCUGCACCGCGGAGCCAGGCUGCACCCCGGAGCGGAGCCCCGGAGCAAGGUCCCGCCGGCUCUCACCGCGGAUCCCCGCUGCAACCCGAAGCCGAGCCCCGUCGGUUGCGCCCCGGAGCUCGGCGCCGCCCCCGGAGCGGAGCCAGGUCCCGGCGGCGGGGGAGGCUCGCGGUGAGCGGCGGGGCCCGGCGAGCGCCUGGCGGCCCCUCCAUGGACUGAGAUGGCCUCGGAGCUGGCCAUGAGCGCGGAGCUGCCCACCAGCCCCCUCGCCAUCGAGUACGUGAACGACUUCGACCUCAUGAAGUUCGAGGUGAAGAAGGAGCCGGCCGAGGCGGAGCGCCUGUGCCACCGCCUGCCCGCCGGCUCGCUCUCCUCCACGCCGCUCAGCACCCCCUGCUCCUCGGUGCCUUCCUCGCCCAGCUUCUGCGCGCCCAGCCCGGGCGGGCAGCCCGCCGGCGGCCCCGGCGCCGCGCCGCUCGGCUCCAAGCCGCAGCUGGAGGAGCUCUACUGGAUGUCGGGCUACCAGCACCACCUGAACCCCGAGGCGCUCAACCUGACGCCGGAGGACGCCGUGGAAGCGCUCAUCGGCGCCCCGCACCACCACCAUCACCACCACCACCACCAGGGCUACGAGUCGUUCCGGCCUCAGCCCUUCGGCGGCGGCGAGGAGCUGCCGCCCGCCGGCGGCCACCACCACGCCGCCCACCACCACCACCACCACCACCACCUGCGCCUCGAGGACCGCUUCUCCGACGACCAGCUGGUGAGUAUGUCGGUGCGGGAGCUCAACCGGCAGCUGCGGGGCUUCAGCAAGGAGGAGGUGAUCCGCCUCAAGCAGAAGAGGAGGACCUUGAAGAACCGCGGCUACGCGCAGUCCUGCCGCUACAAGCGCGUCCAGCAGCGGCACAUCCUGGAGAACGAGAAGUGCCAGCUCCAGAGCCAGGUGGAGCAGCUCAAACAGGAGGUCUCCCGGCUGGCCAAGGAGCGGGAUCUGUACAAAGAGAAGUACGAGAAGCUGGCGGCGGCCCGCGCCUUCCCGCGGGCGCCCUCGCCGCCCGCCGCCCCCAAGGCGCCCGCCGACUUCUUCCUCUGAGCCGGCCCCGCGCCGCCCGCCGCACCGGGAUUACCCGUUACUAAUUAUUAUUUUUAUUUCCCCACUCUCCCCCUCCCUCAAAAGAAAAAAAAAAGGAGGAAAAAAAAAAGAAAAAAAAAAAUCUCAGCGGGCCGCUGGAAGAGGCGACUCCCCCGCGGGCCUCGGACUGCAGCGGGGGAGCCGUCGGGGCCGGGGCCAGCCUGCAUGCGGGACGUGUACGGCGCCGCCGGACCGCGGGGGCCGGGGCUUGGCUUUCCCUCUUUUUCCACCCCCCCCCUCUUUUCCCCUCUCCCUUUUUCCCCAACUUUCCCCCUUCCCCUCCUUAUUUCCCCCGCCCCGUCCCGUGUGUGUUUGUGGCGGGAGCGCAGCUCCGCCGUCCUCUCCUUCUCCCUUCCUCUCCGAACCUUGAUUUCUUUUUCUCUCUCUCUCUCUCUUUUUUUUUUUUUUUUUAAUUUUAUUUUUUUUCCUUCCUCCUCCGGGGCUCCCGGCGCCCAGGCCGAGGAGGGGCGGCCGGGAGGGUCCCGGGCAGCGCUGCGCCCUGCCCGCCCGCAGCCCCGGGGCGGCAAACCUGAGCCACACUUUUAACUUAUUCACCCCUGUACAUAUGUAGAAUUCAGUUAGUUUUUCUGCCUUUUUUUUUUUUUUUUCUGAGCCUAUAUUUUGCUUGGUGAUUUACCGGAAAAAAAAUCCUUAAAAAAAAAAAAAAAAAAAACGAGUCUUAAAGUUUGUAUGUAAUAGCAUGCAAAUAAUAUCCGAGUUAAUUUAAUGAUGUUGGGAAGAAGCCGAAUGCACUAUAUACAGGAAUCAAUUGGGUUAAAUAAUACUGUUGUUUUAUAGAGAUUUAAAGUUAUCUAUGCUCUUAAAAAUAGUGGUGGGGGGGAGAGGUAACAAUUCUAGGGUGACCUGAAAGGCAAUAUAGUAAUAUAUGGACUGCAAACGGUUGGCUGCUAUCUCACUAUGCACCAGAUUUAUUUAUUAACCCUCGGGAAACGAAAUAUUAUUUUAACCUCGAUGUUUAAGGAAGGAGAGGAAAGAAAAUGCACAUUAUUUCUUGCGCAAAAAAAAAAAAAAAAGCAAAAAAGCAAUUCGCGCAAUUGUGCGUGGAGUGAAAGCGGGGCCGAUCCUGCGCAGAGGAGCGGGGUUUUUUGUUUGUUUUUUAAAAACAAGUUGCUUAUUUUAAAAAAACAAAAAGGAGAAAAAAAAUUAUCUUGAGGGGGGAACACAAGGGUCUUGCGAACAAAGCGAGCUUGGGAGCCUGGUGCAUUUUAGGUACUGAUCGUGCGAAGCGUUUUUAACGACCUGUUGUUUCGAUUUGUGACGGUUUUAACAAUGUUGC